Messenger RNA from Ylistrum balloti, 2010 nucleotides. RefSeq lists its product as uncharacterized. The record is from RefSeq and is a predicted model, not a curated record. Lineage: Eukaryota; Metazoa; Mollusca; Bivalvia; Pectinida; Pectinidae. The transcript has 9 exons. The annotation marks the transcript as partial.
GGGACGGGCCAACAAAACAUUCAGUUUUGUGUUCGGAACAUUUCGGUGAGGACUGCUACCCGAUGCAGUACAGAUUUCUUCAAUCAAUGGGACGUACACCACCGAAAAAGAAAACGCUAAUAAAAGAUGCUGUGCCAACGAUCAACAAAGGCUGCACCAACGUAGAGGAAACGCCUGUCAAAAGACCACGGACUGCUUUCGCAAAAAGAGAGAACAGAAGGAUAGUCGAGCAAUGUUUGAAAGAGAGUUCCACGGUAUCCACAGACACUCAGGUGGAGGAAGAUCCUGAUGUUUCAGCCAGUGAUGAGGUUAUGGAAUUGCCAGAGGAACAUGUACAGACAAGAAAUGACCAUGAUUAUUUCUCCUGCAAUUUCAAGGAAACACCAUCAAAGACAAAAACCUGUGGCACGCAGCUCUCCCUGAAACCACCCAAGAGGAAAACGGUCAGGAUACAAGUGGCCCCCAAUGCAGUGGAGAAAGGAUGUCAAACUCAUGCUCCAAGACCAAAGGUGAGACAUGCAGAAGUUCAAUGUAAUCUUCUAAAGCCAGUGGUGGAGAAAGAUGAAGAAACCAACUUGGAAAGUGAUAGUGAGUACGAAGAUCAUCUAGACCUUUUCAAGACCAACAGUAAAGAUCUAGACGACUCCUAUCAUCCGGAUUCUGGUCCAGACGACUCGGACACAGAGUUAGAUAUGGAAGAAAAUGAAGAUGUGCUACACAGUGGACAGAGCAGAGACAGACUCCUCAUAAUUGAAGAAAGCAAACUGCUUGAACUUUUUGAUAAAUGUAGACACUGUUUAUCACCAUGCCAAGGAGAAGUGACACGAAUGAUCGGUACCAUGUGUUGUGUGCAUCAAGAAUGUGACAUGUGUGGUAGGACCUUUAAAUGGAGAAGCCAGUCAAUGGUGGGAUCCCUUCCAAGAGGAAAUGUCCAGCUGUCUGCCAGCAUUUUAUUUUCUGGAUCGUUGCCCUCAAAGACUCUAAGAAUUUUUAACUUUAUGGACAUCCCGGUAAUAUGCCAUGACACGUUUUUCAAGCAUCAGCGACAUUAUUUACAGCCUACAAUUCUAAGGAUGUGGACAGAAAAACAAGUGCAAUAUUUUGCAGAAAUGUGCGAAAGUGACAAUGACAUUUGUAUAGGAGGAGAUGGUCGAUGCGAUACCCCCGGACACUGUGCUAAGUUUUGCAGUUAUUCACUGAUGGAUUUGGACAGAGGGACAGUCGUAGAUAUACAGUUAGUUCAGAGCAAUGAAGUCAAACAUAGUGUCAACAUGGAAAAGGAAGGGUUAAUACGGAGCGUGGACAAUCUAAAACGCCAUGGGAUCAACAUAGAUACCCUAGUCACCGACCGACAUGUCCAGAUCAGAAAGUGGGUGAGGGAGAACAUGACAGAGACCAAUCACUGCGUUGAUGUAUGGCAUGUUGCAAAAGGUUUGAAGAAGAAGUUGUUGGCACUGUCAAAAGAAAGAGAUUGUGGUGAACUUGAAAGCUGGAUAAGAAGUUUAACCAAUCACUUAUACUGGGUUCCUGCAUCAACGCCCUCAGCAGAUGGCGCUUUGAUGUACCAGAAGUGGGUUUCUGUAGUAAACCAUGUCCAAAAUAUCCAUGAUGGUCAUGGUGAUCUGUUUCCUUGCUGUCUGCAUGAUGACUUGAGAACACAGGAAAGGAAGAAGAAAUGGAUAAAACCAGAGAGUAAAGUAAUGGAGAAGCUAGAACUGAUGUUGACAUCACCACAAAUGAAAAAGGACAUUCCCAUGCUAUCAACACAUCACCAAACUUCAGAACUAGAAGGGUACCACUCAACAGUUAACCAGUUUGCCCCUAAAAUGCAUGGCUUUUCAUUCAAUGGAAUGUUGUGCAGGGUGAUUCUAGCUGCACUUCACCACAAUGAAAAUGUGAGAAGAGAACAAGCCAUGACAUCUGAUGGGGAGAAAAUGUUCAAGAUAAUCUACCCUAAACAGAAGAAAGGUGGAUACACUGUCAGAAAAGUCAAAACAAAACAAACAUUUG